AUGGCGGCGACGUUCAAGAAAGCGUCCAAAGAUCUAAUCGACGAGGCUCGAAGAUGGGCUGCCAUGAAACAGACUGGCGUCAGCCUCCGUUACAUGACGGAAUUCGGGUCCCGCCCCACGCCCCGUAAUCUCCUCAUCUCUGCUCAAUUCCUCCACAAGGAGCUCCCUAUUCGCAUCGCCCGCCGCGCCGUCGAGCUCGAGUCUCUCCCCUACGGCCUCUCCCUUAAACCCGCCGUUUUGAAGGUAAGAGAUUGGUAUUUGGAGUCUUUCCGUGAUGUUAGAUCCUUUCCAGAAAUCAAGGAUAACGGCGAUGAGUUGGAUUUCACACAAAUGAUUAAGAUGGUUAAAGUCAGACACAACAAUGUGGUCCCUAUGAUGGCUUUGGGAGUGCAACAGUUGAAAAAGGAUCUAAAUCCUAAAAUUGUUUAUGAGGAUCUGGAUGAAAUUCAUCAAUUUCUGGAUCGGUUUUAUAUGUCUAGAAUUGGGAUCCGCAUGCUUAUUGGGCAGCAUGUUGCCUUGCAUGAUCCGGAUCCACCUCCUGAUUGUGUUGGAUAUAUACAUACAAAAAUGUCCCCGGUUGAGGUUGCAAGAAGUGCUAGUGAGGAUGCCCGUGCCAUUUGCUUGCGAGAAUAUGGCAGUGCCCCAGAUAUUAACAUCUAUGGAGACCCUAAGUUCACAUUUCCUUAUGUCCCGACGCACUUGCAUCUAAUGGUGUUUGAGUUGGUAAAGAAUUCACUGCGUGCUGUUCAAGAACAAUAUAUGAACUCAGACAAGAUUGCACCUCCAGUAAGGAUAAUAGUUGCUGAUGGAUUGGAGGACGUAACAAUUAAGGUAUCGGAUGAAGGAGGUGGAAUAGCCAGAAGCGGUCUUUCAAAGAUUUUCACAUAUCUUUAUAGUACUGCAAAGAAUCCCCUUGAUGAUCAGUCAGAUGUUGAUCCUGAAACAGCAACAACUAUGGCAGGUUAUGGUUAUGGGCUUCCUAUAAGCCGUUUGUACGCCAGGUACUUUGGAGGGGAUCUGCAAAUUAUCUCCAUGGAAGGAUAUGGUACGCUUUCUCCACUUAUGCGUCCCAAUGUCAAUUUGUACGACUGUAAUGCACAACAGAGAUGAUAAACUGACUCUCUCUCUCUCUCUCUAUCUCUGGUAUUGGAUUGGAUUUGAUCUGAAAUUUCGUGCUCCGGCUUUACAGGGACUGAUGCUUACCUCCAUCUGUCGCGGUUGGGGGACUCUCAAGAACCUCUUCCUUGAGCCGAUGUGGCUUAAAACCAUUCUUGAGAAUGAUAUGUAGAGACACAAGUUGACUAUUCUUCCAACUGUGGAUUCUCUUGUCUGCGGUCUUUGUUGUUAUUUUUAGUGCAAUAAAUAGGGUUGAGGGGUUUGAAGAAACUGUAGCCUCUAUGCUUUCGGACAAAAGCUAAUUCAUGGCCAAAUCUUUGGUUGGCUCCUCUCAAUACAAUGGAGAUAUAUGUA
Messenger RNA from Salvia miltiorrhiza (redroot sage), 1470 nucleotides. RefSeq names its product pyruvate dehydrogenase (acetyl-transferring) kinase, mitochondrial. Lineage: Eukaryota; Viridiplantae; Streptophyta; Magnoliopsida; Lamiales; Lamiaceae. The transcript has 5 exons. Gene Ontology annotation, biological process: protein phosphorylation; regulation of glucose metabolic process. Gene Ontology annotation, molecular function: pyruvate dehydrogenase (acetyl-transferring) kinase activity. The record is from RefSeq and is a predicted model, not a curated record. The coding region runs from base 1 to 1110 and encodes 369 amino acids. Gene Ontology annotation, cellular component: mitochondrion.